UUAGGUAUUCAUAGGAAAAAUUUUAUCGAUAAAUUUUUAGUAAAACCCAAGAUGAAGACGUUUUUAAUGCACCGUUUAAAAUGACCGCUAAACAAAACCGAAUCGUAGAGACAUCUAACAAGUAAGGGUCUUCGAACGAAAGUCAGUGGUAGUGGUGUUCGAUGAAGUCUUCUCGUUCAUCCGUUUGGACGUAGUUAGUAAAAAUGAACGUUGUGGCAAAAUCGACCAGUUUGACACCUUAUUUGAGGUCGACUGUGGCUACAGUUACAAAUGGAUUGCAACCGAUAACUGCAAGUGGUCCUAUUAAAAAAUCAAAAAUUGUUACCGAACCUGUCGUCAGUCUAAUGCUCAACGAAAGUAUGUUACGAGCUAUUAUUACAGGGCCUCUGCGUGUGAGCUCAGGAAUCGGAGCGACCAAAGCAACAAGCUUACAAGCAACGCAAAGGCGAUUGGCUCAUACUGAUAUUCAAUGGCCAGAUUUUACUCCCUACCGUCAACAAUCCAAUAAAGACCCUACAGUUAACGAUCCAGACAAAGCAGAUACCCGUAAAACCUACACAUAUGUUGUAACAGCAGCUCUAGGAGUUGCCGGAGCAUAUUCUGCAAAAUCAAUAGUACAUAAUGUAGUAGCUAUGUUAGCUGCAUCUAAAGAUGUUAUGGCUUUAGCUAAAAUUGAAGUUAAACUUGAUACAAUUCCCGAAGGAAAAAGUGUUGUAUUCAAAUGGCGUGGAAAACCUUUAUUCGUACGCCACAGGUCAGCAAAAGAGAUUGAAAAAGAAUCACAAGUUGAUAUUGCAAGCCUCAGAGAUCCACAAGAAGAUAAGGAUCGUGUGAAACAGCCAGAAUGGUUGAUAGUUUUAGGAGUAUGUACACAUCUGGGAUGCGUUCCAAUUGCAAAUGCUGGUGAAUUUGGUGGUUAUUAUUGCCCGUGUCAUGGUUCCCAUUAUGAUGCCAGUGGAAGGAUUAGGAAAGGACCAGCACCUCUAAACUUGGAAGUGCCAGAAUAUGAAUUUCUUAAUGAGACUACAGUAGUAGUUGGUUAAAGUAUGAAUGCUUGUAGUCAAAUAAUAAUGUUAUUUUUAAUGACACACCUUUUUUCACGUAUUAUUCCAUUCAAAAUUUAAACAAAACAUUUCCUAUACAAAAUUGAGUCAUCAGUAUGUGGGAACUACAAAUGCAAUAAAAUUGUGUAAAUAAAAUAAUAAAUUUAACCAAAAUAGAA
This is a messenger RNA of Megachile rotundata (alfalfa leafcutting bee), 1222 nucleotides long. RefSeq names its product Rieske iron-sulfur protein (gene RFeSP). Gene Ontology annotation, molecular function: quinol-cytochrome-c reductase activity; 2 iron, 2 sulfur cluster binding. Lineage: Eukaryota; Metazoa; Arthropoda; Insecta; Hymenoptera; Megachilidae. The record is from RefSeq and is a predicted model, not a curated record. Gene Ontology annotation, cellular component: membrane.